CCACACUAGCCCACCAUCAGCACCAAUGACGGAGCAGUAAUAAACUGUCCCCACUGCUUUGUCAGGAUGGCCCUUCUUCUGAAGAGGCUGAUGUUCCAAGCCAUAAAAGCGGACAGUACCUUAGUCGGCAGAUGCUUAAGAAAACCCACUGUGCAGCCAGACCUGGCACAGCCGUGCCUGACUACCUCCACCCCGAAGCUGCUGUACCUGAUUUCUGCAAAGGGUUUUAGUACUGUUGGCGACACCCGUGGUGAGAGGAAACAGAAAAGGAAGGAUGCUUUCACUAACACUGGGAGGAAGAUUAGUGAGCGAGUCAUCCGCGUCCUGGAUGAGAAGGGCAGCGACCUGGGAAUGAUGCACCGAGCCGAUGUCAUCAGACUCAUGGACAAGCAGGACCUGAGGCUGGUGCAGAGGAACGCCAGCUCGGAGCCACCCGAGUACCAGCUCAUGACCGGAGCGCAGAUCCACCAGGAGCGGCUAAGGCUCCGUGAACAGGAAAAGGCCAAACCGAAAACUGGACCAACGGUGACGAAGGAACUCAUUCUCUCUUCAAACAUCGGGCAGCAUGACUUAGAGACAAAGAGCAAACAGAUCCAGCAGUGGAUCGAGAGAAAAUACCAUGUCCAAGUCACAAUAAAGAGGGGGAAAGAUGCAGAGCAGCCAGGGAGCGAGCGGGAUGAGAUAUUUAACCAGAUUCUGCAGACUAUGCCUGGAGUAGCAACCUUCUCCAGCAGGCCGAAAGCCAUUAGAGGAGGGACUGCCUCCAUGUGUGUUUUUCGUCAUCUGAGCAAGAAAGAAGAGAAGGCGUUCAGAGAAUCUCAAGAGAGCCAGACAAGAGACACUUUGAGCAAAGACGACAGAAACAGCAGUGAGUCAGAUGGUCUGUCUCAGUGAUUUUAAU
Messenger RNA from Acomys russatus (golden spiny mouse), 901 nucleotides. RefSeq names its product mitochondrial translational initiation factor 3 (gene Mtif3). Gene Ontology annotation, cellular component: mitochondrion. NCBI's taxonomy places the organism in Eukaryota, Metazoa, Chordata, Mammalia, Rodentia, Muridae. The coding region runs from base 67 to 894 and encodes 275 amino acids. The transcript has 3 exons. Gene Ontology annotation, molecular function: translation initiation factor activity; ribosome binding. The record is from RefSeq and is a predicted model, not a curated record. Gene Ontology annotation, biological process: mitochondrial translational initiation; ribosome disassembly.